Molecule: messenger RNA, 354 nt
Organism: Guyanagaster necrorhizus
Lineage: Eukaryota; Fungi; Basidiomycota; Agaricomycetes; Agaricales; Physalacriaceae
Product: cytochrome P450
Exons: 1
Molecular function (GO): monooxygenase activity; iron ion binding; oxidoreductase activity, acting on paired donors, with incorporation or reduction of molecular oxygen
Source: RefSeq, a predicted model, not a curated record
CUCCUACCUGAAGGCAUGCAGGUAUACAUACCGCCUUAUUUCAUCCAUCAUAAUCCUCAGUAUUUUUCACCUUCCUCUGACAAGUUUGUUCCUGAAAGAUGGAUGACAAGUUCAGGCUUUGCAGAGAAUCACAACCUGGACAUGUUUAUUCCAUUUUCAUAUGGACCUGUGAGCUGUAUUGGGAAGAAGCUUGCUAUGGAGGAGAUGAUAAUGUUGAUGAGUCUUUUGGUGCAGAGGUUUGAUAUGCGUUUCGAAGAAGGAUUUGAUAGUGGGGCUUGGCCACUUGGUAUACUUGACUAUUUCGUAAUGACACAGUUGAGACUUCCUGUUGUGAUGACCCUAAGAGCUCAGUAG